CCGCCUCGCCACCUCACCGGAAGAAAAAUCCCCCACAUCAUCGCCCCCUUCCAUUCCUCCCCUCCUUGUCCCCACCCUCUCUCUCUCUCUCUCCGUCCGUCUGUCCGUCCGCGCGCGCUCUGCGUUCUUUGGGAGGGGGGAAAUGGCGGCGAAGCGCGAGCUGGUGGUCAGCUUCGGGGAGAUGCUGAUAGACUUCGUGCCGACGGUGGCCGGGGUGUCGCUGGCGGAGGCGCCGGCCUUCGUCAAGGCGCCCGGGGGCGCCCCCGCCAACGUCGCCAUCGCCGUCGCGCGCCUCGGCGGCGGCGCCGCCUUCGUCGGCAAGCUCGGCGACGACGAGUUCGGCCGCAUGCUCGCCAACAUCCUCCGCGACAACGGCGUCGACGCCGGCGGCGUCGUCUUCGACUCGGGCGCGCGCACCGCGCUCGCCUUCGUCACGCUGCGCGCCGACGGGGAGCGCGAGUUCAUGUUCUACCGCAACCCCAGCGCCGACAUGCUCCUCACCGCCGACGAGCUCAAGGUCGACGUCAUCAAGAGGGCUGCAGUCUUCCACUAUGGAUCAAUAAGCUUGAUUGCCGAGCCUUGCCGGACAGCGCAUCUGCACGCCAUGAAGGUUGCCAAAGAGGCCGGCGCGCUUCUCUCGUAUGACCCGAACCUGAGGGAGGCGUUGUGGCCAUCCCUUGACGAGGCUCGCACCAAGAUCUUGAGCAUCUGGGACCAGGCAGACAUUGUCAAGGUCAGCGAGGUCGAGCUUGAGUUUUUGACUGGCAUCAACUCGGUGGAGGACGAUGUUGCCAUGAAGCUGUGGCGCCCUACCUUCAAGCUCAUGCUUGUCACUCUUGGAGAUCAAGGAUGCAAGUACUAUACCAAGGAUUUCCGUGGAACUGUCCCAUCCUACAAGGUACAGCAAGUUGAUACGACAGGUGCUGGUGAUGCAUUUAUUGGUUCUCUGCUCCGAAAAAUUGUCCAAGAUCCAUCGGCAUUGCAAGACAAGACAAAGCUUGAGGGGGCGAUCAAAUUUGCCAAUGCAUGUGGAGCAAUCACGGCCACGAAGAAAGGGGCAAUCCCUUCGUUGCCCAAGGAAGACGAGGUGUUGCGGCUGAUGGAGAAGGCGUAGAUGCGGCUUAUGAUUUCCAGUAGCUUCGAAUUCUGCAAAUUGUAUUGUAAGCUGUUCUUGAUCAGGAGCAAGGUGUACUCCUCCCAGGAUACCCCUGCCUUUUUGUUUGCUCCCCUUUAUGAAAGGGUUUUUGUUUUGGAAUUCUUCUUAUCUGAAUAAGCAGGUCCUUCAAUAUUACUGUUGUCA
Messenger RNA from Aegilops tauschii subsp. strangulata, 1300 nucleotides. Its product is annotated as fructokinase-1. Gene Ontology annotation, biological process: fructose metabolic process. Gene Ontology annotation, cellular component: cytosol. Lineage: Eukaryota; Viridiplantae; Streptophyta; Magnoliopsida; Poales; Poaceae. The record is from RefSeq and is a predicted model, not a curated record. Gene Ontology annotation, molecular function: fructokinase activity.